AUGAUAGACGCCGACAUUGCUAGACUCUCGUCGAUCCCGUGGGCCGCCAAGCUCAUCAACGACAAGCGCUGGACACCUACGCCGAGCUCCAAUCGAUUCCCAAAGCCAACGGGCGAGGAUGCCUUCUUUGCAGAGACGCUUGACACCAGUCGUACGAUACGCACCAUGUUGACGCUGAAGCCGGCGAAAGAGGAGGACGGUGACCUGGCGUACAAGGAACUUCUGGUUAUCCUGGACCUUGGCGACGGUCUGAAUGGCUAUCCACAAGUGCUGCAUGGCGGAUUUGCCGCCACCCUACUCGACGAAACCUGUGGAGGUCUGAUCCAGUUGAAUGUUUUUGAGAAGGUAAAGAGACUAGGCUCCCAGCAUGCCAUGAAUUACCUUACUGCCUAUCUGAACACGACUUACAAGAAGCCAGUGCCUGUGCCCGGGCCAGUGCUUUGUACUGCAAAGAUAGAGCGACAGGUCGGCAGGAAGUUGUACGUACAUGCGACUGUUGAGGACGGUACAGGUACGGUAUAUACUACCGGAGACUGCAUGUUUGUCGAGGUGAGGCCGAAACUGUAG
Messenger RNA from Ascochyta rabiei, 567 nucleotides. RefSeq lists its product as uncharacterized. The transcript is spliced from 2 exons. The record is from RefSeq and is a predicted model, not a curated record. NCBI's taxonomy places the organism in Eukaryota, Fungi, Ascomycota, Dothideomycetes, Pleosporales, Didymellaceae. Bases 1 to 567 code for a protein of 188 amino acids.